Racocetra persica is the source of this 506-nucleotide messenger RNA. The record is from the annotation of a GenBank genome assembly. NCBI's taxonomy places the organism in Eukaryota, Fungi, Glomeromycota, Glomeromycetes, Diversisporales, Gigasporaceae.
CUCAGCAAGAAAAUGAAACUUUCGUGAAACAAGCUUUGGUAUCUGAAACCGAAGAGGAGAGCGAAGAGUUUGAACAACUGGAUAUCAAAGAGUCUUCUGAAGAACAGACUUUGACAUCUGGAAAUGAAGAUACCGAGCAAUUCGAACGAUUAGAACUGAAUGAACCUCCUGAAAAAGUAGAUCUUAAAGUGGUAGACGACGGUCAAAGUGUGAAUGAAGAUGAGCUAAGAAAAAGUCUUUUAGAACAAGAAAAAGAAAAUGCAGAACUUGAUGCAAAACUCAAGGCAGCAGCAGAACGCCGUAAGGAACUUGAGAAACAGUUAGAAAAAAAACUUGAAGCACAAGAGAGAGAAAAUGCAGCAAUCGAAGCGAAGCUUAAAGCGGCCACUGAACGGCGAAAAGAACUUGAAAGAUUAUUAGAAGAGAAACUUAGGGAUCGAGAACAACAAGAACUGGAAAAAAUGGAUGGAAAAGAAGUAAAAACUGAACAAGGACAAGAAGAUUAA